UUGCAGAGCUGGUUGCAGGCACAGCAAAUCCACAUCCACAGCAAAACCCCUCAGCCACCAACUUUCCUAGGCAACGGGCAACUGUGCACAGCUGCUGCUGAGCUCCAGAUGUUUCCCAUUAGCAAUGGCUCAGGCCAGCGUCAGCUCUACCUGUUCUGUUUCAUAUGGUGAAAUGGAUAACUGGGACAACAACAAUGAAUUCAUUCAGCGACUGGAUUUUUCCAGUUGUGGUGAAGAGAGUGAAGAUGGAAGUAUAAAUGAGGAGGAUGCCCUGAGCUCGAGCCCCCCCAGGAGCUGCGAGUUCCAGAACUGGCAAGGGAGCAGUCCUCUGCCAGCAACACCUCAAAGAAAGCUAAGUGAGAUUUUCACGAGCAGGACAAAAGCCUGGGUGAGUCCCACGUUGAAUGCUUCCCCAGUGGUGAGCAAGAGACCGGGUAAUGCCGAGACACCGCUGCACAUCACCUGGAAAAAGCUGCAGCUGUGUGAUACCCCCCACACCCCCAAGAGCCUGUUAUCGAAGACAGCUUUUCCUUCAUCUGGGACAAAGGUCCCACACAAAGGCUUCCGACACCUGAGAUUUACUCCUGGUGCUGACUCGGAUGACUCUACCCAAGCUUCUCUUGUCAACAUUAAUCCCUUUACACCAGAGUCGUAUCGACAAAUGCUCUUUCUUCCUAAUGGCAAGCGGAAGACCAGAGGAGAGCUGAGCGAUCCUGAUUGUAGCAGCCAGAUAAAACAGGAGCUACCUACAAAGAGAUAUCCUCUGAAAGAGAGCAACAUGGUUUCCCGCUACAAGAAAGAGUUCCUGGAACUAGAAAAAAUUGGUGUGGGGGAAUUUGGCUCUGUCUACAAGUGCAUCAAACGCCUCGAUGGAUGCGUUUAUGCCAUCAAACGCUCCAAAAGGCCUCUGGCAGGAUCCUCAGAUGAGCAGCUGGCGCUGCGCGAGGUUUAUGCUCACGCUGUCCUUGGACAUCACCCCCAUGUUGUGCGCUACUACUCAGCGUGGGCAGAGGAUGAUCACAUGAUUAUCCAGAAUGAACACUGCAAUGGUGGGAGUCUCCAAGAUGCGCUGCUGGAAAAUGCGAAGCUCGGCCAGUAUUUCCUGGAAGCAGAGCUGAAAGAAAUAUUGUUACAAGUCUCCAUGGGGCUAAAAUACAUCCACAACUCUGGCCUUGUGCACCUGGAUAUCAAACCUAGUAAUAUCUUCAUUUGUCACAAGCUGGCAGUUGCAGACCCUGCUGGGCAGGAAGAAAGCGACAGUGAAGAUGAAUUCUCUUCUAGUGUGGUGUAUAAGAUUGGUGACCUUGGCCAUGUGACAUCAAUAACAAACCCCCAGGUGGAGGAAGGAGACAGACGGUUUUUGGCCAAUGAGAUUUUGCAAGAGCAAUAUGGCUAUUUGCCAAAGGCGGACAUCUUUGCCCUGGCACUCACAGUAGCUCUAGCAGCUGGCACGGCACCGCUGCCUCACAAUGGGGCCAUGUGGCACCACAUCCGCCAAGGCAAUAUGCCACAGAUCCCCCAGAAGCUUCCUCAUUGCUUUCUUGAACUUCUCAAGCUCAUGAUCCAUCCUGACCCAGCGGAAAGACCUUCUGCCACAGCUCUUACUAAACAUCCAGUUCUCCGUCCUUCACGUGGAAAAGCUGUGCAGCUCCAGAAGCAGCUGAAUGUGGAGAAGUGCAAGACUGCCAUGCUGGAAAGGGAACUUAAAGCAGCCCGCCUUGCCCAGACCCUCAUGAAGGACCAGCCCUUAGGAAGUGCCAAGUUGCAAGAGUCUGAAACCUCUUCUAAGCAGAAGCGCCUGGUGGGAGGGAAGAGUUGUCGCUCAUUUAGCUUUACUCUGGGUUACUGAACUUCAGUGUUGUCCAAAAAGCUCUGGCUGCCGAAUGGCCCUGUGAAAGCAGAGGGUUUGCACAGACCAAUGCCCCAUAUUAGCUCUCCCUGUUGUGGUUUUUGGUUCCCUCAUUAGUUUUGAUGAGAUGUUGGCUGAGGGAAGAAGCACUAGCUUCCCAGUGUCAAUCAUGAAAUUCCAGAUCAUUGUCUUCAGUCUUUUGCCUGUUUAAUUUCUUGUGUAACUGGUCUUGCUCUAGACUUGCUCUAUCUGCCAUACCAAGGGAAAGGACAGCAUUUCCUCUACUCGCUUCCCUUUUUGUUCAGUUGGGCCCUAUGAUUGAUGGUGUUUUUGUCGUCUUAACACUCUGGCCACCUGUGUAUCUUUAAAGGGGAGAUAGUGGCUGUACCCGGAGACAGCACCUACAGCAGGGUCCUCCUGGAAGUGAGGAGGUGGAGACUAUGGUAGACGGUUUUAAUGACACAUCAGGAGACAGACUGGUUACAUUGCAGUCCUGGUGGACUUAGUGGUGGAUGUAGCUGGAGUGUCAUUUCACUGAGGGGGUCAAAGAGGAAAAGGAAACACUUUGAGUCAUAGGGGCCUUGCUUGUGGAAGUUGAAGGAGCGCUUCCCUCCCUUAACUUUCAGCAGUGAGCACGAUACCACGUAGCUGAUGUGGUUAAGCUGUUGCAGGCUGGUCCCUGAUGCCAGACUUGUUUUAUGCCGAUUGGAAGGACUUGCUUAAAGUGGGGGGAGCGACUGGCGCGCUGGUAGGUGGCUGUGUUUCUGUUUGCCUUCCAGUCUCCUACAUGGGGCGCAACUGCCCGCUGAUUGCGGCAUCAUUUCAGCAAAGAUGAGGGGAAAUCAGAAAUGGCUUUUGAGGCCUUGUCAGAUUUUUUUUUUUUUGGAGCUGCCCAUGUAAAAGUUUGUGUAUAUAUUUAAUAUUUAUUAAAUCUUGCUAUGCCCCUGCUUAAUGUAACUGCCUGAAUGUGCGUCGGCUCUGUGUCUGGCUGUGGCAGCUGGACACACAGGGUGUGCUGUUACCAGGGAGAGAGUAAAGUUGUAACUCGGUUAUUUUCAGGUUUUACCGGUUUAAUUUUCAAGUGCUGGACAGUGCCGGCUUUUAAACUGUUAGCUGCUAUGCUUUAAGAAGGGAAACGUGCAAAUAAAGAUUUUAAUCCUUUUACCUACGACAGCGUGACUUUCUCUUUUAAUUUUUUUUUCCCCUUUGGGCCUCCUUCCCCGCCACCCGGGAGACCUCGAUCCCCCAUGGGCGAAAGCCUGACCGCGGGCGGCAGGGCAGGCGCUAGCCGUGGCGGGAGGCCCCGCCGCCCCUCAGAAGGCCGCGCCAUCCCCUCCUUCGUCUUCCACUGCGAGCCCGCGGUGCGCUGCCCUCUCCCGCCCCCCGGGCCGCCUUACCCCGCCGCCCCCCGUAGAACCUCUCGCCGGCGGAGCGGGACGCGUUUCCGCCCGGACCCCUCUUUGCGCCGGACCCACCGCUUCCCUUUCCGUUUCCGGACGGCUGCGGGCGCUGCGGCGGGAGAGUUGCAGAGGGCGGGGGGUCGACGGGGCUUGGGGAGGCGGUGGCGGGACGGCUCGGGUCUGGUCCGGU
Messenger RNA from Chroicocephalus ridibundus (black-headed gull), 3439 nucleotides. It is a transcript of the gene WEE2, whose product is annotated as WEE2 oocyte meiosis inhibiting kinase. The record is from RefSeq and is a predicted model, not a curated record. Gene Ontology annotation, cellular component: nucleus; cytoplasm. Gene Ontology annotation, biological process: regulation of meiosis I; negative regulation of G2/MI transition of meiotic cell cycle; mitotic cell cycle. Lineage: Eukaryota; Metazoa; Chordata; Aves; Charadriiformes; Laridae. The transcript has 12 exons. The coding region runs from base 125 to 1849 and encodes 574 amino acids. Gene Ontology annotation, molecular function: magnesium ion binding; ATP binding; non-membrane spanning protein tyrosine kinase activity.